CCGUUCUCAGCUUUUUAACUCUCUGUAAGCUCACAUUCGCCAACAGAAGUGAUCGUGAUCGCAGUGAUCGCACCGAAAGGCCCACCAACAAAAGCAAAUUGGACACAGUCGCGCUUUUUAUUUACAAACUAUCGCGACGUACAGAUUGUCUCCGAUUGUGUCUAGAGUCUGACUGACUUGUUCAGCGAAAAGUAAUUCUUUUGCGAUCGUUUGAACGAGAUUCUUUUGUAUUACAAGAAUCGCUUGCAUACGUAUAUGGGGGUAUCUAGAUAAUUCUUUCCUAUAUGCAUAAAUCGUGUACCGGUUGCUACUCGGUUAGGAAAUUGUCAUUAGUGAUCAAGUUUUUAUUGCUAAAUAUACAUACAGAUAAAUAUAUAUAUUAGUUUUUGUGCGGUGGCGUUAUCUCGGCCGGUUCCCAUCUUUUUGGUUAGUAUCUUUUUCGCCGUGCGCGUAUCUCUGUCAUUCAGCGGGUCCUCUAAUUUGAUGACAUGAGUUAACCUUAAGUGUGCUAUACAUAAUUAUAUUUUUCGUUAAAUAAAUAUUAAGUGAUACACUUGAGAGUCACUAGGAGUGUAGUUCACCCUCAACGAAACAGUGAGUGAUGUUGUUUACAUUUUCCAAUUAGUGUUUAAUCAACAAAGUAGCCAACACUUCUGAAAGCUUGAAUGACGUCGGCCUUACGCGGGGAAACUUUUGAGGAUACUAACAGUGAAUUGAGGAGCGGGGGAGUUUUACAGGUUCUAAGUGCUAAGCUUUUAGUGCUCAACUUAUCAUCUUGAGAAGAGGGGUCUAUAAAUUGGGAUACGAACUGGGUCGCAUUUCGUCAAAGUACCCCAAGACUACCAGUGAAGAGAUUAAAGGAGUUGGUUGGUCGUAGUUCUUUAAAGUAACUUUAUCACCAGCAGGAAUAUUAAAGAAGGUCUAAUAUUUGGUUGUGACUUUAGAACUUCGUUGAAUCGAAGAAUUGCCAUAAUUACUGCAGUCUUAAGAAAUAAAUAAAAUAAAGAUUGGAAAAAUCCGACUGCUACUGCUGUAGAACGACACGAACGAGAAAAAAAAUUAAAUCAGGAGUAGAAGGAGAAAACGGAUUACGACCAGAACGGGAAGUACAGGGACGAGCGUUGUGCAACGAAUAAAAAUUAAGUUAACCGAACACAUUUGCAAAUGAUGGAUUGGAGCCGUUGUAGCAAAGUCUACUCAACGAGGAGGUCGAGCAAACGGAAGACUCUUUUGACGUUGUCCUUGGCUACUUAUGCAGUCUUAUUGUGUCUGAUACCACUUGUUGUUGCCCGGAAUAUUGGUACAGACAAUGGGGAUGCAGAUGGUGUGGCAUUCGGUCCACCGGGACUUGAGGAUGUUUUUUCAGACUCAGAAGUACAUCACCUAUCACAUCACAAAAGACACCAUCAUUCCAACAAUAGAAUCGAUAAUGAAGAUUCAAUAAAUUCCGUAAAGGAUUGGACUGCAAACCGGAAACGAAAACUUCGCGAUCGAAAUGUACAAAAACAUACUGAAGAAGAUAAUGAAUAUGAAAAAAUAUCUUCGCCAUCAGUAAUAGCAGCAAAAGCAAAAGGCGCUAGCAAAACAAACCUUAAAUAUCUUGAACCUGAUAAGAAAUUCUUCGACUACUUCCCUAUCGAAGACGUUGAAUUAAAUUACGAUCCAAAGGAGGAUGAUAUUCGAGUAGUCCUUCUAUCUGACGAUGAUGAUACUGAUGGCAAAAAGAAGAAAUCCAAGAAAUUCACGGCCAGUACGUUAAUGAAGAAAACUCAUCCACAUCAACGUCAAAAGCGAGAUGUCCAAUAUCCCGGAAGUCAAGAUGAAAGUGCUACGAGUGCAGAUGGAGAAGGAGGAAAAAUUACAAAACGAAAUGUUUUCCCGCAGUAUCUAUCUAGUAAUAGUAUCCCUGGAGCUGAUUGCAAUUAUAUCCCCCAAAGUUCACCGAAUUUUCCAUGGUUCCCAAGACCGAGUAGGUUUUAUCUACCAGUAGUUUACGUACCAGUGCCCGUCUUUCAAGGGUAUGUACCCAGCUAUCCUUUCUACCACAAUCCUGCAUUAUCAUAUCCAGGCUACUUGCCCCCUCCGUGUUCACCACCUACAGCCUGUGCACCACCAACCAAUCCACCACCUGCGCCAGUUGUACCAACAAUGCCCAGCGGUAAUAAAACUAACCUCGCAGAUCGUUUUGGUAAUGACGAUUACCCAAUAGUCUACCCAGAAGAUGAUAGAGUUAUUUGGGAUGCUUCACCUGCACGAGACCAAACCGUUUCUUCAUUUGAUCAACCAUCACCACCAGCAGCAGCGCUGCCAUUCCCGACCACAACGCAAAGACCUGCAACUGUGUCCACCCGAAGACCUCCACCACCCCUCAUUCAUAGACCAGACAGACCUGAGAAACCAAUUGUCAGGCGAACUUCCACAACCAGACCAACAACAGGAUUUCGCAGACCAAAUGAAAUGCGAAAAUUUGCUAGCGCGAUAGCAAAUCAACGUGUAUCAGGAAUAUUCGAUUCGUCAGCAUCAAACGCUCUCGGUGGUGGUUUCCGCAGUAGCUUCGGGGCUCAACCUGCCAGACGACCCACACCGCCCCCACCUCCACCACCAACACAAGAUCCAGAAACACCUUCCAGGUGUAUCUGGGCAAUAGUCUCAUGCUGUUCUCGUAACGACUUAGCCGUACGUUAUGCAUGUUUCGAACAACUCGGCUGUCACGGAGCUUUCUGGGAUCGGAAUCCGUGUGCGGAUAAGGUGCAGGACGCUGCUCUCGAGGAAACCUCACGAUUCUUCGAUAGAAAAUAAGUGAAAAAAUAUAGAGCUCUAAGACGCUGGAAAUGGUGUAACAAAUAUGAGCAUAUUCUUCAUACUCGAUGAAAAACAACCGUUUUGGACUCCAUUGUAAAUUCAAUAUAUUCAUUCGUAAGAUGUAGAAAAAUUAGAUUGUAAGCUUGAUAUUAUUUAUUAUAAUAUAAACGUCAUAUGCGAUUGUAGAUAUGAUAUAAUUCACUAUACAUAACUUUGAGUAUGAGAUUCAAACAUGAAUUUACCGAAUUUAUUAGAUACUUAAGCAUGUUAAGGCAGCUCAACCAAUUAACUCUUCAACAGUAUCAAUCUUGUAACGAAGGUGCAAAGAGAAGUUCAUCAAGUAUUCAAAUAACCAAACUCUUCGAAGCCACUAAUCAUUUUGUAAAAUGUUCAAAAGCUUUUUGUAAUUUUUAUCUCAUUUGAAAUAAAGUAGAGAUUUCAAAAUCUCGUUUAGUUAUCCAAAA
Molecule: messenger RNA, 3266 nt
Organism: Hermetia illucens (black soldier fly)
Lineage: Eukaryota; Metazoa; Arthropoda; Insecta; Diptera; Stratiomyidae
Product: actin cytoskeleton-regulatory complex protein PAN1-like
Exons: 15
Coding region: 1165-2799 (544 amino acids)
Source: RefSeq, a predicted model, not a curated record